AGAGAUUCCGGAUGUUCAGCGGCGCUAAGAGGAGCGUUUGUUUUCUGCCUCUCGUUGCUGACAGCUCGUCUGACACCGGGAUGCCGACCGAAGUGACCGCAGCGAAGUAGACAUUCAACACGACGCUUUGAACCGGGACGAGAACACGCCCUCUGGGAUGGUAUCAUGGAGGGGGACAAUCAUCAAGAAGGAGAGACACAAGGAGUGAAGAUCUGCGAUCCGCCCUCGGAGAGCAAUCCUCCUGCCGACACUUUGGCGACUUCUCUUUCGCUCUUGGGGAAUCACAUGUUUCCUGAACCGGUGGGGAGAGAUGCCACCGCUGACAAAGAGGAGCCGGCGGACUUGCACCUGCCGGAUGUGGCAGCACAGGAGCAGAGUGAUGAUGUGGAGUCCAUUUCUAACCAGGACGAAAGCCAGGAGACCGAGGAGACAGAAAUAUCUGAACAAUGUCCGGACAAUGAAUCCAACGAGACGGCCGAGCACGUUACUCAGGAUGACGGACAGACAACCACGGACAAUAGCCAGAGCGAUUCUGGGGAGUUUGUCGUUACAGUGCUGGCCAAGGCCAAGCUGGAGGAGCAAGGUAUAGGUGUGAAGGGAAGGUCGUCCCCCUUGAUGGAGGCAGGCACCCAGGAAAUGCCUGCAUUCAUGACUAACCGUGACGAGGAUGUGACCUCUGACAGCUGGCGGCAGCACAGGAAGCAUGUUUUUGUUCUUAGUGAAGCAGGCAAACCCAUCUAUUCCCGAUACGGUAGUGAAGAGGCUCUUUCAUCCACGAUGGGAGUCAUGAUGGCGCUGGUGUCCUUUGUCCAAAGUGGAGAUAAUAUCAUCCGCUCAGUCUACUCAGAGCUGCACACUGUGGUGUUCUUACAGAAAGGUCCCCUCGUGCUGGUGUGCGUCUCCAACAGUCGUCAGUCUGAGGAGCAGCUGCGCGGUGAGCUCCUCUACGUGUACUAUCAGAUCAUCAGCAUGCUCACCCAGGCCAGCAUAUCCCGCAUCUUCGAACACAAGAAGAACUACGACCUGAGGAGACUCCUGGCCGGCUCCGAGAAGAUCCUGGACGGCCUCCUCAACCUGGUCGAUUCGGACCCCAGCUUCCUGCUGACGGCAAUACACUGCUUACCCCUGGCCUCCUCUCUCAGGGACUCUCUCAGCCAGAUCCUGCAGAAAGCCAUCACGCCCAAUCUGGUUUUCUCCAUCCUCGUGGCCAAGAACCAGCUGCUCACCAUCGUCCAAGAGAAGACGGUCAUCGAGGACGCCAGGCUGGAGCCCGCCGACGUCCACCUCCUGCUCAACCUCAUCGGAGCCUCCUCAGCCUUUCAGGCGGGGGAGAUCUGGACUCCCAUCUGCCUCCCGCUCUUUAACCCGGACUGUUACUUUUAUGCAUACAUUUCUUACCUGGACCCUCCAGAAUGCACUGUUUGUCUGCUGCUGCUCUCGACCGACAAGGAGGCUUUUUACGCCGUAGCUGAUUGCAAGAGGAAGAUCGAGGAGGCCAUGGUGGCUCAGAACGCUCUGAGCCUCAUUGCCAAAGCCCAUUCGUACAGCGUGAGCCAGGUGGGCGUCUCAGACCUCAGGCACUUCAUGUACAAGCCCUUUGACGUGCCAGACACCUACCGCCAGCUCACUCAGUUCACCAGCCCAGAGAUGGAGGCACCGUACAGCAGUGAAGAGGAGAAAAUGCGGCUCCUGGACCUUUAUCGUUAUAUGCACAGCCGCAUCCACAGCAGCACACGGCCGCUCAAGCUCAUCUACCAUGUCGCUGAGAGAGAAACUCUGUUAGCCUGGGUCACGAGCAAAUUCGAGCUGUACACAUGCUUCAGUCCUCUGGUGACCAAGGCCUGUGCCAUCACAGCCAUCACUAAGCUUCUGAGGUGGAUUAAAAAGGAGGAGGAGCGUCUCUUCAUCAGAUACCCCCCAAAGUAUUCAACCACCCCGAACCCCAGCAAGAGCUCUCGAGGUGGCAAAUCGGACCAGCAGGACUCCACAGAAAACGGCUUCUUAACUCUUCUAUAGGAGUCGCUCUACAAUAGUUUCUACACUGGUUCCAAGAUAUUUUUGGACCCAGUUUGGACCGACUGGACAGACUACUGGAAUCAAACACUACAUUUUACACUAUUUAAGAACGAAUGAUCUUUCUGAAACUAGUAUUAUUUCUGUACCUUAACAAGAAAGCGUGCAACCUCAUCACCUGCUUUCGAUACGAAACAGUCGGGGGCAAAACCGCAUUAGUUUGUUUUAAAUUGAACUGUGGUCGAAUACAACUGCAAUGAUAUUUAAAUGUUUUUAUAUUGUUUUAUUACUGCGACAUGAGAGAAAUCCUCCUCACGGACAGUGAAUGUAUCAAACAGACGACGGAGCGUUCAUAUGCUAUUAACGAGUCAUUGUCUGUUUCUGGUGUAAGUUAAGAGGAGGACAAAUUUAUUUAAACUACUUUUCUCAGACUAAUUAUCGCAUGACGUUUUUUUUCAUGACACAAAAACAUCCGGACGUUACAAAAAAAAGGAAUUGAGGGUUUGCUGUGUUUGUAAUAAACCGGAAUAACGACUGGAACUGCCGGAUCAGGGAUGGGCCACCAUGUGUCAUAAUGGGUUAUGAACACACAAACGCCCUCCAUGAAUCGGUCGCUCGUCCCUGUGACAGAGCUUAGACACGUGUUGUUUUAUAUCCCACUCAAAUGAAAACAAUCAGGUGUCAUUCAUGUUACAUUUUGUGUAGAAAACAAGUAGGAAACCCCAGCCUGUUGCACCGUCACUUCACUGUCAGUGUUUCCAUCGAUGGAAGUCGAAACCUCGUCAGUCUGGAGAUCAUCUGUUAAGCUCGCACAUUGUUUUUCUGCAGAUACUAGUCAGUUGACACCUGGUACUUCUCUUUUUGGAUAAUAGUUUUGUAAAGAUGGUCUAUGAACAGUAGCCUCAUCCUUUGUGUCCACUGAGGAGUUUUCUGUCAGUUCAAGUCUUAAAGAGUAUGUCUAGUAUAAUAAAAUAAAUCCCAGGUUGCACAAA
Messenger RNA from Pleuronectes platessa (European plaice), 3005 nucleotides. RefSeq names its product vacuolar fusion protein MON1 homolog B. The transcript has 6 exons. The record is from RefSeq and is a predicted model, not a curated record. Gene Ontology annotation, biological process: vesicle-mediated transport; protein targeting to vacuole. Lineage: Eukaryota; Metazoa; Chordata; Actinopteri; Pleuronectiformes; Pleuronectidae. Bases 166 to 2016 code for a protein of 616 amino acids.